CUGUCUUGUUCCCGGGUUCAGCUCUAUGCUUUGAGCAGGCCUGGUUGGAGUGUUCGUGGAGCACCCCUACCUCCCAGAGUCCGAGUGAGAUCCUUCCAUGAAACGGCAGCGUGUUUUACCUCUAAAGAUGGAACCACCAAGGAUGGAUCCAGCGACGGUGGAAAGGUACAAUUGAUUCCACUGGAUUGCGACAUGUCUGUUUGCCUCUUUUUAAAAAAAAAAAAAAAAAAAAAAAAAAAAAAUGAAUCACCCACUGGUUGUUAGCUUGGGCCAAUAUCAGUUCGUGCAAACUGCCAUGGUCAUUGCCAAACAUGGCAUAGCAACGUGGCAGGACAGCAUAAACAGAUCUGGGAACAAGCUAAGUGGUGACGGCAUAAUUGAAUGACUGAAUUAAAAUGGAGUUGACCCGAACCCUAACGGCGACAAGACACAAGAAUAGACUUUCUAAUAAAUCAAGUCAAAUUGUAUUUGUCACAUGCCCCGAAUACAACAAGUGUAGACUUUACCGUGAAAUGCUUACUUAGGAGCCCUUUCCCAACAAUGCAGAGUUUAAAAGGAAAAUAAAUAGAAAAAUUAACACAAUAAAAUAACAAUAACGAGGCUAUAUACAGGGAGUACCAGUACUGAGUCACUGUGUAGGGAUACGAGGUAGUAAUGAGACUAUAUACAAGGAGUAGCAGUACAGAGUCAAUGGGCAGGGUUACCAGGUAGUAAUGAGACUAUAUACAAGGAGUAGCAGUACAGAGUCAAUGGGCAGGGGUACCAAGUGAUUGAGUAAUAUGGUCUGUGAGAUCAGUAUGGUUGGAGAGUCAGUUGUUUGGCAUCGGUACAGUUGAGUCCAGGUAGUGUUGAGGUAGUAGUUGGGAGUCAGGAUGUUGGAACAGGAUGUGAGGUCGGUGGGUGGUCGUGUUAGUGUUGGAAUCGUUAUAUAGUGUAAUCAGUUAGUUGUGGAAGCAGUAUUGUGUGAGAUCAUGUGUUGGAGUCAGUGUAGGUGUGGGAGUCAGGUUGAGUGUGUUGAAGUCAGUAGUGGUUGAGAUAGUGAGUGUGUUGAGAUCAGGUAUUGUUGGAGAGUCAGGGUAGUGUUUGGAGUUCAGUGUAGGUGUGAAGUCAGUAGUGGUUUGGGAGUCAGGUAGUGUGUUGGAGAGUCAGUGUAGUGUUGGAGUCAGUGUAGUGUGUUGAGAGAGUGGUAGUGUGGAGAGUCAGGUAUGGUGGAGAGUCAGGUAUGUUGGAGAGUCAGGUUAGUGUGUUGAGAGUCAGGAGUGUUUUAGUCGUGUAGUGUGGAGUGGUAGUUGUUGGAGAGUCAGGUAGGUUGGAGAUCAGGUAGUGUGUGGAGAGUCAGUAGUGUGUUGGAGAGUCAGUAGUUGUGAUCAGUAGUGUUGGAGGUCAGGUUAGUGUGUGGAGAGUCAGGUUAGUGUGUGGGAGAGUCAGGUAGUGUGUUGGAGAGUCAGUAGUGUUGGAGAGUCAGUGUAGUGUGUUGGAGAGUCAGGUAUGUUAAGUAGUGUAGUGGUGAGAUCAGUGUAGUAGUCGUGUGUUGGAGAGUCAGUGUAGUGUGUUGGAGAGUCAGGUAGUGUGUUGAGAGUCAGUGUAGUGUGUUGGAGAGUCAGUGUAGUGUGUUGGAGAGUCAGGUUGUGUUGUGAGGUCAGGUAGUGUUGAGUCAGGUAGUGUGUGGAGAGUCAGUGUAGUGUGUUGAGGUCAGUGAGUGUGUGAGGUCAGUGUAGUGUUGGAGGAGUAUGUUGAGGUGUGUAAGCUGUGUUGGAGAGUCAGUGUAGUGUUGGAGAGUCAGGUUAGUGUGUUGGAGAGUCAGGUUAGUGUGUGGGAGAGUCAGUGUAGUGUGUUGGAGAGUCAGGUUAGUGUGUGGGAGAGUCAGUGUAGUGUGUUGGAGAGUCAGGGUAGUGUGUUGGAGAGUCGGUGUAGUGUGUUGGAGAGUCAGGUUAGUGUGUUGGAGAGUCAGGUUAGUGUGUUGGAGAGUCAGUGUAGUGUUGGGAGAGUCAGUGUAGUGUGUUGGAGAGUCAGGUUAGUGUGUUGUAGAGUCAGUGUAGUGUGUGGGAGAGUCAGGUGUAGUGUGUUGGAGAGUCAGGGUGUAGGUGUGGAGAGUCAGUGUAGGGUGUUGGAGAGUCAGGUUAGUGUGUGGGAGAGUCAGGUUAGUGUGUUGUAGAGUCAGUGUAGUGUGUGGGAGAGUCAGUGUAGUGUGUUGGAGAGUCAGGUUAGUGUGUUGGAGAGUCAGUGUAGUGUGUUGGAGAGUCAGUGUAGUGUUGGAGAGUCAGGUUAGUGUGUUGGAGAGUCAGGUUAGUGUGUGGGAGAGUCAGGUAGUGUGUGUGGAGAGUCAGGUUGUAGUGUGUGGGAGAGUCAGUGUAGUGUGUUGGAGAGUCAGUGGUGUGGUAGUGUGUGUGUGGAGAGUCAGGUGUGUUGAGAGUGUUGUGUGGGAGAGUCAGGUUUAGUGUGUUGGAGAGUCAGUGUAGUGUGUUGGGAGAGUCAGUGUAGUGUGUUGGAGAGUCAGGGUAGUGUGUUGGAGAGUCAGGUUAGUGUAGUCAGGUUGUUUUGAGAGUCAGAGUGUUAGUGUGUGGGAGAGUCAGUGUAGUGUGUUGGAGAGUAGGUAGGGUGAGUCAGGUUAGUGUGUUGGAGAGUCAGUGUAGUGUGUUGGAGAGUCAGUGGUUAGUGUGUGUGGGAGAGUCAGGUUAGUGUGUGGAGAGUCAGUGUAGUGUGUUGGAGAGUCAGUGUUUGUGGUGUAGUUUGGUUGAGAGUCAGGGUAGUGUGUUGGAGAGUCAGAGUUGUCAGUGUGUGUGGAGAGUCAGGUUAGUGUGUUGGGUGGUGAGAGUCAGUGUAGUGUGUGGGAGAGUCAGUGUAGUGUUGUUAUGGUGUAGUUGGGAGCAGUCAUUUUGUGGUGUUGAGUGUUGUGUGGAGAGUCAGGUUAGUGUGUUGAGGUCAUUUGUAGUGUUGGAGAGUCAGUGUAGUGUGUUGGAGAGUCAGGGUGUGUGGUGUUGUAGAGUCAGUGUAGUGUGUUGGGAGAGUCAGUGUAGUGUGUGGGAGAGUCAGUGUAGUGAGGUGUGGUGUGAGAGUCAGUGUAGUGUGUUGGAGAGUCAGGUAGUGUGUUGAGAGUCAGUGUAGUGUGUUGGAGAGUCAGUGUAGUGUGUUGGGAGAGUCAGUUGUAGUGGUUGGGAGAGUCAGUGUAGUGUGUGGGAGAGUCAGUGUAGUGUGUGUGGGAGAGUCAGGUGUAGUGUGUUGGAGAGUCAGGUAGUGUGUUGGAGUCAGGUCAGUGUAGUCGUGUAGUGUGUGGAGAGUCAGGUGUAGUGUGUGGAGAGUCAGUGUAGUGUGUGGGAGAGUCAGUGUAGUGUGUGGAGAGUCAGUGGUAGUAGUGUGGUUUGGAGAGUCAGGUAGUGUGUUGGAGAGUCAGUGUAGUGUGUUGAGAGUCAGUGUUAGUGUGUGGGAGAGUCAGGUUAGUGUGUUGGAGAGUCAGUGUUAGUGUUGGGAGAGUCAGUUAGUGUGUUGGAGAGUCAGUGUAGUGUGUUGGGAGUCAGGUAGUGUGUUGGAGAGUCAGGUAGUGUGUUGGAGAGUCAGUGUAGUGUGUUGGAGAGUCAGGUUAGUGUGUUGUAGAGUCAGUGUAGUGUGUUGGAGAGUCAGUGUAGUGUGUUGGAGAGUCAGGGUAGUGUGUUGAGAGUCAGUGUAGUGUGUUGGAGAGUCAGUGUUAGUGUGUGUGGGACGUAGUUGGUCAGUGUAGUGUGUGGGAGAGUCAGUGUAGUGUGUUGGAGAGUCAGGGUAGUGUGUUGGAGAGUCAGUGUAGUGUGUUGGAGAGUCAGUGUAGUGUGUGGGAGAGUCAUUGUAGUGUGUGGGAGAGUCAGUGUAGUGUGUGGGAGAGUCAGUGUAGUGUGUUGGAGAGUCAGUGUAGUGUGUGGGAGAGUCAGUGUAGUGUGUUGGAGAGUCAGGGUAGUGUGUUGGAGAGUCAGGGUAGUGUGUUGGAGAGUCAGUGUAGUGUGUGGGAGAGUCAUUGUAGUGUGUGGGAGAGUCAUUGUAGUGUGUGGGAGAGUCAGUGUAGUGUGUUGGAGAGUCAGUGUAGUGUGUUGGAGAGUCAGUGUAGUGUGUUGAAGAGUCAGUGUAGUGUGUGGGAGAGUCAGGUUAGUGUGUUGGAGAGUCAGUGUAGUAUGUUGGAGAGUCAGGUUAGUGUGUUGGAGAGUCAGUGUAGUGUGUUGGAGAGUCAGGGUAGUGUGUUGGAGAGUCAGGGUAGUGUGUUGGAGAGUCAGUGUAGUGUGUUGGAGAGUCAGGUUAGUGUGUUGGAGAGUCAGGUUAGUGUGUUGGAGUCAGUGUAGUGUUGGAGAGUCAGUGUAGUGUGUUGGAGAGUCAGGUUAGUGUGUGGGAGAGUCAGUGUAGUGUGUGGGAGAGUCAGUGUAGUGUGUUGGAGAGUCAGGUUAGUGUGUGGGAGAGUCAGUGUAGUGUGUUGGAGAGUCAGGUUAGUGUGUUGGAGAGUCAGGUUAGUGUGUUCGAGUGUUGUAGAGUCAGGUUAGUGUGUUGUAGAGUCAGGCUAGUGUGUUGUAGAGUCAGUGUAGAGUGUUGUAGAGUCAGGUUAGUGUGUUGUAGAGUCAGGUUAGUGUGUUGUAGAGUCAGUGUAGUGUGUUGUAGAGUCAGGUUAGUGUGUUGUAGAGUCAGUGUAGUGUGUUGGAGAGUCAGGUUAGUGUGUGGGAGAGUCAGGUUAGUGUGUGGGAGAGUCAGUGUAGUGUGUGGGAGAGUCAGUGUAGUGUGUGGGAGAGUCAGUGUAGUGUGUUGGAGAGUCAGGGUAGUGUGUGGGAGAGUCAGUGUAGUGUGUUGGAGAGUCAGUGUAGUGUGUUGGCGAGUCAGUGUAGUGUGUUGGAGAGUCAGUGUAGUGUGUUGGAGAGUCAGUGUAGUGUGUUGGCGAGUCAGUGUAGUGUGUUGGAGAGUCAGUGUAGUGUGUUGGAGAGUCAGUGUAGUGUGUUGGCGAGUCAGUGUAGUGUGUUGGAGAGUCAGUGUAGUGUGUUGGAGAGUCAGUGUAGUGUGUUGGCGAGUCAGUGUAGUGUGUUGGAGAGUCAGUGUAGUGUGUUGGAGAGUCAGUGUAGUGUGUUGGCGAGUCAGUGUAGUGUGUUGGAGAGUCAGUGUAGUGUGUUGGAGAGUCAGUGUAGUGUGUUGGAGAGUCAGGGUAGUGUGUUGGAGAGUCAGUGUAGUGUGUGGGAGAGUCAGUGUAGUGUGUUGGAGAGUCAGUGUAGUGUGUGGGAGAGUCAGUGUAGUGUGUGGGAGAGUCAGUGUAGUGUGUGUGAGAGUGCACAGAGCCAGUGUAAUACAUGCAAUAAGCCCAGUGGUUUCAAUAAGUGAUAGCUACUGUACAUAGAAACGAGCUUCCUCCUGUCUGUGGCUACAUGAUGUUUUUCUGCUGUGUUUCAUUAAUGAUAGAAUGCCUCUAUUGUGUCCAUCAUAAUGCAGAAGAACCUCGGUGAAAGAAAGAGACUGUCGGGCUCUUCUGGUGGAUCAGGGAAGGGGGGUAACCAGCUGCACUGUCCCAAAUGUGGAGACCCGUGCACACAUGUGGAGACCUUUGUAUGUGAGGACCUAAAGAUACUCAAUUCACCUAGGCUGUGUUUUCUAAAGACUCCCAGUUGUAGAAAAAGCAGCCGUAUAAAUGAUUUGACUUGUCACACAGUCACUACUAUUUUAUUAAAUCAGAAACCGAUAAAGAAACAUUUCAAUAUCCUCCCCUUUUUUGUUUGUUUCUUUUCAGCGUCAACACGUUUUGUGAAGUGUGAGAAAUGCCAUCACUUCUUCGUGGUGCUCUCUGAGACAGACUCUAAGAAGGGUCUGAAUAAAGAACCAGAGUCGCCCGCUGAGGCUGUCAAAAUGGCCUUCGUACAGAAACCUCCCCCGCCACCCAAAAAGGUACGAGCACCAAUGACAAUAAACAAGAACUGGUUCUAGUUUCUAUGAUGUGAUGGUUAUCUUCAAACAGGAAUUACUAUGGUAAUGCUGCAGCUAUAUCUGGUGCUAUAAUGAAGCAAUAAGACCCGAGGAGGUGUGGUAUGUGGCCAACAUACUACGGCUAAGGGCUGUUCUUAAUCACGACACAACGCGGAGUGCCUGGAUACAGCCCUUAGCCGUGGUAUAUUAGACAUAUACCACAGCAGUAAAAAUACAUGUUUUGUCAUACCCGUGGUAUACGGUCUGAUAUACCAUGGCUGUCAGCCAAUCAGCAUUCAGGGCUCUAACCACCCAGUUUAUAAUGCAUUAUGAAACAGUUAAUGUAUUGUUAGACUUGUCAUGAAGAGCAAGUAUGACCACGUGAUAUUGUCUUCUAGUCAAUGAACCUGUCUUCCAGAUCUAUGCCUACCUGGACAAGUACGUAGUGGGUCAGUCCUAUGCUAAGAAGGUGCUGGCGGUGGCUGUGUAUAAUCACUACAAGAGGAUCCACAACAACAUCCCUGCUGGGAGCAGACAGGUGGAGGUGGAUAAACAGGCCUCGCUCACACCACGAGGUCAGUACAGUCUACUGUUAGUUAGAAACAGGCCUCACACCACGAGGUCAGUACAGUCUACUGUUAGAUAGAAACAGGCCUCGCUCACACCACGAGGUCAGUACAGUCUACUGUUAGUUAGAAACAGGCCUCACACCACGGGGUCAGUACAGUCUACUGUUAGUUAGAAACAGGCCUCACACCACGAGGUCAGUACAGUCUACUGUUAGUUAGAAACAGGCCUCGCUCACACCACGAGGUCAGUACAGUCUACUGUUAGUUAGAAACAGGCCUCGCUCACAUCAUGAGGUCAGUACAGUCUACUGUUAGUUAGAAACAGGCCUCGCUCACACCACGAGGUCAGUACAGUCUACUGUUAGUUAGAAACAGGCCUCGCUCACACCACGAGGUCAGUACAGUCUACUGUUAGUUAGAAACAGGCCUCGCUCACACCACGAGGUCAGUACAGUCUACUGUUAGUUAGAAACAGGCCUCGCUCACACCACGAGGUCAGUACAGUCUACUGUUAGUUAGAAACAGGCCUCGCUCACACCACGAGGUCAGUACAGUCUACUGUUAGUUAGAAACAGGCCUCACACCACGAGGUCAGUACAGUCUACUGUUAGUUAGAAACAGGCCUCGCUCACACCACGAGGUCAGUACAGUCUACUGUUAGUUAGAAACAGGCCUCGCUCACACCACGAGGUCAGUACAGUCUACUGUUAGUUAGAAACAGGCCUCGCUCACACCACGAGGUCAGUACAGUCUACUGUUAGUUAGAAAGAGUAAAUCAGUUUCCAGAAAAACGUCGACCGGACAAAUUUAAGUUUGCUUGAUUCAGAAUAGUAGAAUUUCAUUAGGCAACAUUGUUAUGCUUUCAUUAUGAACAAAGAACCAACCACGGUUUCUAAAAUGUGCUGAAACACCUGAUCAGUCUCCACAAGGUGCCCUCGUCUGUAUCAUUUGGCAUUUGUUCAAUGAUUUACUUUUGCACCCACACUCAUCAUCUUUAAAUGGAUGAUGAUAAUGGAUCUAACUAGACGAUAACAGGGUGAUAUAAUGAUUUUUUAAAAACAACAGUGGAAUCUGAAACUCUUUUACAGGCCUGUAGUGAUAAUGAUGAUGAUCUCAUCCUCUCUGUAGAGCUAGAGACCAGAAGACGGGAGGAUGAGUACAGAUUCACAAGUAAGUGAUUUGAUUGGUCCUCCUUACGUAGCUGUCUCCAUAUCAUUGGCUAUUUUAAACACGUCACUUUUUUUUUUUUGAUUGGAGCAUUCUGUUUUGAAUAUAUAUAUAUUUUUUAUUUUCAAGAAUUGCACAAAUGCCAAAGUUUACAGACAAACUUAUAGUAUCUUGUUGUCGAUGACUUAGCGUUUUUAGGGUGUGUUAGAUUAAGUAUUUUGUAAAUGAUUUACCCUUAUGAUUUUAAGGUAAUAAAUAGUGAUGGUGAAAAAAUCGAUAGUUACAUAUUGGGAUAUUAUGUUUGAUAUACUGUAUCUUAUCGUUUUGACAAUAUCGCAAUAUUAUUUUUGCGCUAAUUGGCUGUACCUGCACCAAAAAAAACUAUUUUUAUUCUCAAUCUUUUUAAAUAGGGAGCCAAUCAUUUUUCAACACUUUGACUGAAUAAAAACCCGUUUUCUCAUGGCUCUCCCUCGUCCCUCCGCACCAGCAAUAUGUUUGGAACAUCGAAUCUCAAUAAAAAUCACAGUGUCGAAUCGCAAUACAUAUAGAAUCGUGAGAAUGGUGUAUGGUAAUAAUAUCGUACGGUGAUAUUAUGGUAUGGUGAGGUCCCUGUGUUGUGAUAAUAUGGUAUGGUGAUAAUAUGGUAUGGUGAGGUCCCUCUGUAUGGUGAUAAUAUGGUAUGGUGAGGUCCCUGUGUGGUGAUAUUAUGGUAUGGUGAGGUCCCUCAGUAUGGUGAUAUUAUGGUAUGGUGAGGUCCCUCAGUAUGGUGAUAUUAUGGUAUGGUGAGGUCCCUCAGUAUGGUGAUAAUAUGGUAUGGUGAGGUCCCUCAGUAUGGUGAUAAUAUGGUAUGGUGAGGUCCCUGUGUUGUGAUAUUAUGGUAUGGUGAGGUCCCUCAGUAUGGUGAUAUUAUGGUAUGGGGAGGUCCCUCAGUAUGGUGAUAUUAUGGUAUGGUGAUAUUAUGGUAUGGUGAGGUCCCUCUGUAUGGUGAUAAUAUGGUAUGGUGAGGUCCCUGUGUGGUGAUAUUAUGGUAUGGUGAGGUCCCUCAGUAUGGUGAUAAUAUGGUAUGGUGAGGUCCCUGUGUUGUGAUAUUAUGGUAUGGUGAGGUCCCUCAGUAUGGUGAUAUUAUGGUAUGGUGAGGUCCCUGUGUGGUGAUAUUAUGGUAUGGUGAGGUCCCUCAGUGUGGUGAUAAUAUGGUAUGGUGAGGUCCCUGUGUGGUGAUAUUAUGGUAUGGUGAUAUUAUGGUAUGGUGAGGUCCCUGUGUGGUGAUAUUAUGGUAUGGUGAGGUCCCUCAGUAUGGUGAUAUUAUGGUAUGGUGAGGUCCCUGUGUGGUGGUAAUAUGGUAUGGUGAGGUCCCUGUGUGGUGGUAAUAUGGUAUGGUGAUAUUAUGGUAUGGUGAGGUCCCUCAGUAUGGUGGUAAUAUUGUGUUGUGAGGUCCCUCAGUAUGGUGGUAAUAUGGUAUGGUGAGGUCCCUCAGUAUGGUGGUAAUAUUGUGUCGUGAGGUCCCUGUGUUGUGGUAAUAUUGUGUUGUGAGGUCCCUCAGUAUGGUGGUAAUAUUGUGUCGUGAGGUCCCUCAGUAUGGUGGUAAUAUGGUAUGGUGAGGUCCCUCAGUAUGGUGGUAAUAUGGUAUGGUGAGGUCCCUGUGUUGUGGUAAUAUUGUGUCGUGAGGUCCCUGUGUGGUGGUAAUAUGGUAUGGUGAGGUCCCUGUGUGGUGGUAAUAUGGUAUGGUGAGGUCCCUGUGUUGUGGUAAUAUUGUGUCGUGAGGUCCCUCAGUAUGGUGGUAAUAUGGUGUUGUGAGGUCCCUGUGUUGUGGUAAUAUUGUGUCGUGAGGUCCCUCAGUAUGGUGGUAAUAUGGUGUUGUGAGGUCCCUGUGUUGUGGUAAUAUUGUGUCGUGAGGUCCCUCAGUAUGGUGGUAAUAUUGUGUCGUGAGGUCCCUCAGUAUGGUGGUAAUAUGGUAUGGUGAGGUCCCUGUGUUGUGGUAAUAUUGUGUCGUGAGGUCCCUGUGUGGUGGUAAUAUGGUAUGGUGAGGUCCCUGUGUGGUGGUAAUAUGGUAUGGUGAGGUCCCUGUGUUGUGGUAAUAUGGUGUCCUGAGGUCCCUCAGUAUGGUGGUAAUAUUGUGUCGUGAGGUCCCUGGCAAUUCCCAGCCCUAGUAAUAAAUAAUCUGUGUGCACGUUGUGAACUCGGUGUAGCUAGUCGCCAUGCAGGACAGAUAAAGCACCAUGCUGGACAGAUAAAGCACCAUGCUGGACAGAUAAAGCACCAUGCUGGACAGAUAAAGCACCAUGCUGGACAGAUAAAGCACCAUGCUGGACAGAUAAAGCACCAUGCUGGACAGAUAAAGCACCAUGCUGGACAGAUAAAGCACCAUGCUGGACAGAUAAAGCACCAUGCUGGACAGAUAAAGCACCAUGCUGGACAGAUAAAGCACCAUGCUGGACAGAUAAAGCACCAUGCUGGACAGAUAUAGCGCCAUGCUGGACAGAUAAAGCACCAUGCUGGACAGAUAUAGCACCAUGCUGGACAGAUAUAGCACCAUGCUGGACAGAUAAAGCACCAUGCUGGACAGAUAUAGCACCAUGCUGGACAGAUAAAGCACCAUGCUGGACAGAUAAAGCACCAUGCUGGACAGAUAUAGCACCAUGCUGGACAGAUAUAGCACCAUGCUGGACAGAUAAAGCACCAUGCUGGACAGAUAAAGCACCAUGCUGGACAGAUAAAGCACCAUGCUGGACAGAUAUAGCACCAUGCUGGACAGAUAAAGCACCAUGCUGGACAGAUAAAGCACCAUGCUGGACAGAUAAAGCACCAUGCUGGACAGAUAUAGCACCAUGCUGGACAGAUAAAGCACCAUGCUGGACAGAUAUAGCGCCAUGCUGGACAGAUAUAGCACCAUGCUGGACAGAUAAAGCACCAUGCUGGACAGAUAUAGCGCCAUGCUGGACACAAGUUGUCCCAAUGACCCAGACAAUACAUUUGUAGCCUUGCUAUCUAUCCCAGCCUUCAGCCCUGCUCUCCUCAUUCACACCUGGGUUCAAAAGCAAUUUGAAGUCUUUCAAAUACUUUGAGCGUUUGCUUUAGGCUGCCUGGAGUGCGAGAUGGGCGGGGUUUACAGUUUUACGACGAUUCUAUUGGUUCCAUUGCGCCAGGGAAGCCCAAUCAAGGCCAUAUAAAGUAUUUGAAAUUAUUUUGAAUACUAUUAGAACCCAGGUCUGCUUUUCUUUAUUCGGUAACAUACUGGCUCCCAGUUGAGUUGAGCAAAGCAAGGCACAUGUAUUUUUAGAUUGAACUUGGACCUAUUGCUGCGAUGCAACAGGCAGCCCCACAUAUACUGACUGAUACUUCACAUUUAAUGAACUUAUUGAACUUGUUCUCAAUAGGCUUACCUGGUUAAAUAAAGGUGAAAUAUAUAUAUAUAUAUAUAUAUAUAACUAAAGAGCCUGGAUUAUGCAAUAUCAUGCCUGGAAAACUCAAAACACGAGACACAAACUUGUUAUACAUUAAAACACAAUUAAUGAAUACAUUACAAACUUGUAAUACAACUCAAGUUGCCAGAUCACAGAGAGUAGGCCAACAUUGCAUAUCCUGUUCAGAAAAGUUACGUUUUAGCGUCUGGUCAUUGCCAUGAGAGAUGGGAAACGUUGACCCAAAAUGGAUUCCCCUAGCCUGGGUGGCAGUCUGUUUCUGCCCGCUCACCAACUCCUUAUGGAAUCAGUCAUGCCAAACAAGCUUGACAAGGACGGCAAUGGAGUUGACAAUUGACAAGAGCACAAACCGAUCUGGCACCAGGCUAGAAUUCACAACUGUCCUGCUGCCAAAUCUGAACCCAAAUAUACAAUACGACUGUUUGUUUACGUUUGCCGUUAUAGAACUCCUUCAGAUAGCAGGGAUCAGUCCCCAUGGCAACGCUCUGGGGGCCUCCAUGCAGCAGCAGGCCACUCAGCAGGCUCCUCAGGAGAGGAGGGGCGGGGACGUGUUAGACUCCACCCACACCGACAUCAAACUGGAGAAGAGCAACAUCGUGUUGCUAGGCCCUACCGGAUCAGGUUAGUAAACUACUAGGUGACGUCAUCAAACCAGUCUGGCAUCAGUGUGAGAAGAACAAAGUACGUUGUGGCUCGUACCUUCAAUAUCCUUAGGACACAAAGCCAAGGCACUUCUAAUUCUUUUUUAAUACCAUUUAUAUUAGUUGCAGACAGGGCAGUGUUCAGCAUUUUGGGGGCCCUAAGCGAGAUUUGGUUGGGGGGCCUGUCAUGCAAAAUGGUGUCGUCGUCUCCCCCCCCCAUGUUACAACAGGAUUCGAUAAACUAUUAGUGUCCGUUGCUAUAUCAACGGUGUGAUGACCUAAUGUGUCGAAUUGUGGAGAUCAUUACAGCCUAAAUUACAUUCUUUUCAUCCCUGAUAUGCAAACAAAGCUGAUUUCCGUGACAAUUUUGCUGUUUAUACAAGUUUUGUUUAGCUAAUAAGAUGAAAACAUUACUUCAAACUACUUUUGGAUCAAUCAGUCAAUCAAUCACAGUUAUUUAAAAGCACUUUUUACAUCAGCAGUUGUCACAAAUUGCUUAUACAGAAAUCCGGCCUAAAACCCCAAACAGCAAGAAAUGCAGAUGUAGAAGCACAGUGGCUAGGAAAAACUCCCUAGAAAGGCUAAAACCCAGGAAUAAACCUAGAGAGGAACCAGGCUCUGAGGGGUGGCCAGUCCUCUUCUGGCUGUACUGGGUGGAGAUUAUAAGAGUACAUGGCCAUUAAGGCCAGAUUGUUCUUCAAGAUGUUCAGGAGUAAAUGUCAGUUUGUUUUUCAUAGCCAAGCAUUCAGAGGUCGAGACAGCAGGUGCAGGAGAGAGAGAGAGAGUUGAAAACAGCAGGUCUGGGACAAGGUAGCACGUCCGGUGAACAGGUCAGGGUUCCAUAGCCGCAGGCAGAAGAGUUGAAACUGGAGCAGCAGCACGACCAGGUGGACUGGAGACAGCAAGGAGUCAUCAGACCGGGUAGUCCUGAGGCAUGGUCCUAGGGCUCAGAUCCUCAGGGAGGGGAGGGAGAGAGGGAGAAUUAGAGGGAGCAUACUUAAAUUCACACAGGACACCGGAUAAGACAGGAGAAUAACACCAGAUAUAACAGACUGACCCUAGCCCCCCAGCACAUAGACUAUUGCAGCAUAGAUACCCACAAAUGUAGAAUAGAAGUCAGCGUUAUGAAUGUAUAUUUUCUACAAUUCCUGUCAAGUUAAGUGCUGAGACAGGGGGAGUCGGGGGACACUGUGGCCACGACCGACGAUACCCCCGGACAGGGCCAACCAGGCAGGACGUUUGCAAGAAGACGUGUAAAUCUGCUUGACACAUUAAUGUUACAUACCUUACAGAUCAUACCUUACAGAUCAUACCUUACAGAUCAUACCUUACAGAUCAUACCUUACAGAUCAUACCUUACAGAUCAUACCUUACAGAUCACACCUUACAGAUCAUACCUUACAGAUCAUACCUUACAGAUCAUACCUUACAGAUCACACCUUACAGAUCAUACCUUACAGAUCAUACCUUACAGAUCAUACCUUACAGAUCACACCUUACAGAUCAUACCUUACAGAUCAUACCUUACAGAUCAUACCUUACAGAUCACACCUUACAGAUCACAAAGUCCGCUAAUUUCCACUCCAUUCAUAUGCAAAUAUGUUUGAUUCAUACACUGGCUUGUCUGGCUGGCAUGUUUUUAGUUUAACCUGCCCUUCCCUUAUGUACACUGAAAUAAUAUUAAAUAAUACUAUUAUUUCAGUAGUCCUUUAUUGUGAUUCAUUUUUUUUCUCUCCUAUAGCUCAUUAGUACACCUUUGUGGUUGAAUAUAUAUAUAUAUAUAUAUAUAUAUACUACACUGAACAAAAAUAUAAAUGCAACAUGUAAAGUGUUGGUCCAAUGUUUCAUGAGCUGAAAUAAAAGAUCCCAGAAAUAUUCCAUACGCACAAAAAUCGUAUUUCUCUAAAAUGUUGUGCACAAAUUUGUUUACAUCCCUGUUAGUGAGCAUUUCUCCUGUGCCAAGAUAAUCCAUCCACCUGACAGGUGUGGCAUAUCAAGAAGCUGAUUAAACAGCAUGAUCAUUACACAGGUGCACCUUGUGCUGUGGACAAUAAAAGGCCACUCUAAAAUGUGCAGUUUUGUGUCACAACACAAUGCCACAGAUGUCUCAAGUUUUGAGGGAGUGCGCAAUUGGAAUGCUGACUGCAGGAAUGUCCACUAGAACUGUUGCCAGAGAAUUGAAUGUUCAUUUCUCUACCAUAAGCCGCCUCCAACGUCGUUUUAGAGAAUUUGGCAGUACGUCCAACCGGCCUCACAACUGCAGACCACGUGUAACCACACCAGCCCAGGACCCCCAUAUCCGGCUUCUUCACCUGCGGGAUCAUCUGAGACCAGCCUACCUGGACAGCUGAUGAAACCGAGGAGUAUUUCAGUCUGUGUAAUAAAGCCCUUUUUUAGGGAAGAACUCAUUCUGAUUGGCUGGAAAUGUUUUUUUGUAAUGAGUGUUCCGUUCUGUGUCAUUAUACAUCUGCCUGUUAUUCAUAAGAUGUUAGAAUAUUUAAAACUUUAUUGACAUGGGUUAAGGAAAAUAAGAAAAAGAAUACAUGCAUUGUGUCAGACCCAUGAUUUACAAACAAACAAACAGCUGUGAAAUACAUCCUUACUGUCCUUACACAUAUUCUCUACUAUCAUUUCCCAGGAAAGACAUUGUUGGCUCAGACCCUGGCCAAGUGUCUAGAUGUACCCUUCGCCAUCUGUGAUUGUACCACCCUGACCCAGGCUGGCUAUGUGGGGGAGGACAUCGAGUCUGUUAUCGCUAAGCUGCUGCAGGAUGCCAACUACUCUGUGGAUAAAGCACAGCAAGGUGGGUGAAUCACAAACUCUUGUUUUCUGAUUCUUUAGGACUGUUUAAAGACAUGCUCCGGUACUAUGGUGACUAAGAAAAUAUUUUUUAAAUAUUUUUUUAAACAUUUCGCUUUGGGCUGGAUGUGUCAAUGUGUAGCUCAUAGAUAAACGUACUGUCUUACCUCAAUUAGCCCCCUAAUCCCUAGUUUAAAAGCGACUGUAUUCUUGAAGAUGUGCCGUGCCAUUUUCCCUACAUUCCCCCCCCCGUGUGGGCCAGCCCCCUAGCAAUUCGAGUUCUAACCAAUGAGCUUCAGCCCCUCGCAUUUGAGUGACAGCUAGCAAGAGACCUGCCCAGCGUUAUCCAAUGAGGUUGCAGGGCGGGCCCAACGGCUCAGUGGACACAGCAGAGAGGGAAAUGACGUGGUGCACAUAUCUGCAUAUAUGUGACAUAGUACGCAGUUUUCGGGGACAACUUUUGGCUACUUUCAGAUAUGCUGGCUAAAAAGUAUAUAAAAGUACCGGAGAAUCUCUUUAAAAGACCUCUGUUUUGUAAACACUAGUAUGAUGAAAAUGGAACUACAUUUGGACUGUGUUCUGCAAUUGUUAUCCUAAUUACAGAAGCCCCUUUUGUACAAUAUACGGUUUUGUCCCUACCCCUCCAAAAGACACACAUAUACAGGUUGGAGAGUUACUGGGCGCCCGUGGAGCAGUUGUUGUGGCGGGUUAAGUGUCUUGCUCAAGGGGCACAACGGCAGGUAAUGGCAUCUAGGAGUUGAUACCAACAACCCUCCGGUUGCCAGCUCACUUCCCGCCAGAUUCUUGCCCGUCAGACCCGGGAUUCGAACAGGCAACUCUCCGGUUACUAGCUCGUCUCUCUAACCGCUCAUUUUGCUCUUUUGAUACAGUAAAAACUGCAAAAAGCUCUUUAAUCCGAACAUCACAAAUACACUUUUUACUGAGCUAACCUGCUCCACGGGUGUUGUUCCGCAGCUGACCCUGUGCUGCUUCCUGCCUCUUGUACUGUGUGUCUGUCUGUCUGUCUGUCUGUGUCUGUCUGUCUGUCUCUGUGUGUCUGUCUCUGUGUCUGUGUCUGUGUGUGUGUGUGUGUGUGUGUGUGUGUGUGUGUGUGUGUGUGUGUGUGUGUGUGUAAUGUAUAGAGAAGGGUUGGGAAUAACCUAGGACGGCAAAAAUACCCACUUCUGAUUCCCAUUGGACGAUAUUCCCAUUGGACGAUAAAGUUGAAUUUUAUUCCAUGGUUUCCCUGUGCAAUAGGCAUAGUGUUUCUGGAUGAGGUGGACAAGAUCGGCAGUGUUCCCGGGAUCCACCAGCUCAGAGACGUAGGAGGAGAGGGAGUACAACAGGUCAGUACUGUUCUACACUGUCCACAGGUCUACUAGAUACCUCUAGUGUGUGUAGAGGGAGGUAUUCAACACUAUCCUUGACACUACAUACCUCUAAUGAUGAUACUUCAGUUAAUGAUCAAACACCUGCCCUGCCGUCCUCUACAUACCUCUAAGGAUUAUACUUUAUUUGGAUCCAUUAGGAAAGUCUUUCUGUGUAAUGCAACGUGCCAGCAUACAGAUAUUCACGUAUCUGACUUACAGCACAUCGCAAACAUUAUAUACCAAGUCCUAUUGGCAUAUAUGAAUAAACUCAGCAACAAAAGAAACGUCCUCUCACUGUCAACUGCGUUUAUUUUCAGCAAACUUAACAUUUACAUUUUUACAUUUUAGUCAUUAGGCAGACGCUCUUAUCCAGAGCGACUUACAGUUAAGUGAGUGCAUACAUUUUUCAUAUGUGUGUAAAUAUGUGUAAAUAUUUGUAUGAACAUAACAAGAUUCAACAACUGAGACAUAAACUGAACAAGUUCCACAGACAUGUGACUAACAGAAAUUGAAUAAUGUGUCCCUGAAGAAAGGGGGGGGGUCAAAAUCAAAAGUAACAGUCAGUAUCUGGUGUGGCCACCAGCUGCAUUAAGUACUGCAGUGCAUCUCCUCCUCAUGGACUGCACCAGAUUUGCCAGUUCUUGCUGUGAGAUGUUACCCCACUCUUCCACCAAGGCACCUGCAAGUUCCCUGACAUUUCUGGGGGGAAUGGCCCUAGCCCUCACCCUCCGAUCCAACAGGUCCCAGACGUGCUCAAUGGGAUUGAGAUCCGGGCUCUUCGCUGGCCAUGGCAGAACACUGACAUUCCUGUCUUGUGGAAAUCACGCACAGAACGAGCAGUAUGGCUGGUGGCAUUGUCAUGCUGGAGGGUCAUGUCAGGAUGAGCCUGCAGGAAGGGUACCACAUGAGGGAGGAGGAUGUCUUCCCUGUAACGCACUGCGUUGAGAUUGCCUGCAAUGACAAGCUCAGUCCGAUGAUGCUCUGACACACCGCCCCAGACCAUGACGGACCCUCCACCUCCAAAUCGAUCCCGCUCCAGAGUACAGGCCUUGGUGUAACGUUAAUUCCUUCGACGAUAAACGUGAAUCCGACCAUCACCCCUGGUGAGACAAAACCACAACUCGUCAGUGAAGAGCACUUUUUGCCAGUCCUGUCUGGUCCAGCGACGGUGGGUUUGUGCGCAUAGGCGACGUUGUUGCCGGUGAUGUCUGGUGAGGACCUGCCUUACAACAGGCCUACAAGCCCUCAGUCCAGCGCCUCUCAGCCUAUUGCGGACAGUCUGAGCACUGAUGGAGGGAUUGUGCGUUCCUGGUGUAACUUGAGCAGUUGUUGUUGCCAUCCUGUACCUGUCCCGAAGGAGUGAUGUUCAGAUGUACCGAUCCUGUGCAGGUGUUGUUACACGUGGUCUGCCACUGCGAGGACGAUCAGCUGUCCGUCCUGUCUCCCUGUAGCGCUGUCUUAGGCGUCUCACAGUACGGACAUUGCAGUUUAUUGCCCUGGCCACAUCUGCAGUCCUCAUGCCUCCUUGCAGCAUGCCUAAGGCACGUUCAUGCAGAUGAUCAGGGACCCUGUGCAUCUUUCUUUUGGUGUUUUUCAGAGUCAGUAGAAAGGCCUCUUUUAGUGUCCUAAGUUUUCAUAACUGUGACCUUAAUUGCCUACCGUCUGUAAGCUGUUAGUGUCUUAACGACCGUUCCACAGGUGCAUGUUCAUUAAUUGUUUAUGGUUCAUUGAACAAGCAUAGGAAACAGUGUUUAAAUCCUUUACGAUGAAAAUCUGUGAAGUUAUUUGGAUUUGUACAAAUUAUCUUUGUUUUUGCUGAGUUUAGCUACUGCAGUUCAAUGUUAUGGCUGGGUGGUGUUAGUUUUCAACCUCCCAGCCAGGGUCCUUGAUGUCAAUGUAUAUUUGUAGGGCGGCAGGUGGCUUAGUGGGUAAGAGCGUUGUGCCAGUAACCGAAAGGUCGCUGGUUCUAAUCCCCGAGCCGACUAGGUGAAAAAUCUGUCGAUGUGCCCUAAUUGCUCCUGUAAGUCGCUCUGGAUAAGAGCGUCUGCUAAAUGACUAAAAUGUAAACGUAAAUGUCCUACCACCUUGUUGUUGACCGAAUGUUAUACAGUGGCUUCAGAAAGGAUUCACUCCCCACCCCUCUCUCCCCGUCUCUCUCCCUCUCUCCCGCCUCUCCCCCCACCCCCUCUCUCUGCCUCUCUUUCUCUCUCUCUCUCUGUUUUAAUGAAUUUAAAUGCUAUCCUCUGGGAAAACAUUGUACAUCAUAAGGUGAUACCUGCUGCUCUCAGGCUCCUAUGUGAUUUACAGCGCCUUAUCGUCCACAUAUUGUUACGUUACAGCCUGAAUUUAAAAUGGAUUACAUUGAGAUGUUGUCACUGAUCUACACUAAAUACCCCAUAAUGUCAAAUUGGAAUUCUGUUUUUAGAAAUGUUUACAAAUUAAUUAAAAAUUCAAACACAGAUUCAACCACACACACCAGGGAGGUCUUCCAAUGCCGCGCAAAGAAGGGCACCUAUUGGUAGAUGGGUAAAAACAUUUUUUUAAAGCAGACAUUGAAUAUCCCUUUGAGCAUGUUAAUUACACUUUGGAUGGUGUAUCAAUACACCCAGUCACUACAAAGAUACAGGUGCCCUUCCUAACUCAGUUGCCGGAGAGGAAGGAAACCGCUCAGGGGUUUCACCAUGAGACGAACUGUGAAUUUAAAACAGUUACACAGUUUAAUGGCUGUGAUAAGAGAGAACUGAGGAUGGAUCAACAAUAUUGUAGUUACUCCACAAUACUAACAUAGAUAACAGAAUACAAAUAUUCCAAAACAUGCAUCCUGUUUGCAGUAAGGCACUAAACAUGUGGCAAAGAAAUUAACUUUAUGUCCUGAAUACAAAGCGUUAUGUUUGGGGCAAAUCCAACACCACACAUCACUGAGUACCAGUUCAUAUUUUCAAGUAGGGAGGUGGCUGCAUCAUGUUAUGAGUAUGCUUGUCAUCGGCAAGGACUGGAGAGUUUUUUUUUUUUUAGGAUAAAAAGACACGGAAUAGAGCUAAGCUAAGCACAGGCAAAAUCCUAGAGGAAAACCUGGUCCAGUUUGCUUUCCACCAGACACAUUUAAAUUUUUUACAUUUUAGUCAUUUAGCAGACGCUCUUAUCCAGAGCGACUUACAGUUAGUGAGUGCAUACAUUAUUUUUUUAUUUUCAUACUGGCCCCCCGUGGGAAUCAAACCCACAACCCUGGCGUUGCAAAGACACUGGGAGACAAAUGUACCUUUCAGCAGGACAAUAACCUAAAACACAAGGCCAAAUCUACACUGGAGUUGGUUACCAAGACGACAUUGAAUGUUCCUGAGUGGCCUAGUUACAGUUUUGACUUCGUCUUGACAAUCUAUGGCAAAACUUGAAAAUGGCUGUCUAGCAAUGAUUUAACAACCAACUUGACAGAGCUUGAAGAAUUUUUUUAAAAGAAUAAUGUGCAAAUAUAAUACAAUCCAGAUGUGCAAAGAGACUUAGCCAGAAAGACUCACAGCUGUAAUCACUGCCAAAGGGGAUUCUAACAUGUACUAACUCAGAAGGUUGAAUACUUAUCUAAUCAAGAUAUAUUAGUGCUUUAUUUUCCAUUCAUUAAAAAAAAUAUAUAUAAUUUGUCUUCCACUUUGACAUUAGUGUAUUUUGUGUAGAUAGUUGACCAAAAAAAAGACAAUUAAAUCCAUUUUAAUCCCACAUCAAAAUGUGUAAACAGUCAAGGGGUGUGAAUACUUUCUGAAGGCACUGUAUAUGGUAUGGGAGGCAUUAGUGUUAGUGACAACUGUUUGUUUGUUUGUAGGGUCUGCUCAAACUCCUGGAGGGCACGAUAGUGAACGUCCCAGAGAAGAACUCCAGGAAGCUGAGAGGAGAGACGGUGCAGGUGGACACCACUAACAUCCUGUUCGUAGCGUCGGGGGCCUUCAACGGACUCGACAGAAUCAUUAGCAGACGGAAGAAUGAAAAGGUGAGCAAGAAAUAUCAUUAUUAUUUUCCCUCUCGUCCCAGACCUGUAAAAAGGAUGUAGUCCUUUUGAUUAUUUCUUAUCUAAUCACUGUUCUAUAAAAAAAAUAAAAAUAAAUACUUGGUCAACAGAGAGUGUCUUUAAUCUGAGCAGUUUACGUAUUUGUCCAUUUUAAUGUAUAUAUUUCAGGAAGUAACAUGAAUGUCUAGGCUUGGCUGUCUAAUUUAUUCAGUGCUUUAAUGUUAUCGUUUUCCAUAGCCCUCCUUCCCUCAACCCCUCUGUGCUUUUGUCUAGUACCUGAGCUUCAUCACACCCACUAAUAUUCUAUUACCUGAGCUUCAUCACACCCACUAAUAUUCUAUUACCUGAGCUUCAUCACACCCACUAAUAUUCUAUUACCUGAGCUUCAUCACACCCACUAAUAUUCUAUUACCUGAGCUUCAUCACACCCACUAAUAUUCUAUUACCCGACUUCAUCACACCCCCUAAUAUUAUAUUACCCCGACUCACACACCCCCUAAUUUCUAUUACCUGAAUUUUAUCCACCCACUAAUAUCUAUUACCCCCGAGUUCAUCCACCCAUAAUCUUCUUUUAUACCUGAGCUUCAUCCACCCACUAAUAUUUUUCUAUACCGAGCUUCAUACACCCAUAAAUUCUAGUACCUGAGCUUCAUCACACCCACUAAUAUUAUUCUAUUACCUGAGCUUCAUCACGCCCACUAACUUCUUCUAGUACCUGAGCUUCACACACCCAUAAAAAAAAGGGUUUAUCACACCCACUAAAUUUUAUUAGAGCUUCAUCCCCCACAAUUAUAUUACCCCGAGCUUCAUCCACCCCUAAAAAUUUUAUUACCUAGCUUCAUCACACCCACUAAAUUCUAUUUCCUGAGUUAUCACCCCACAAUUUUUUAAACCCGACUUUAUCACCCCACAAUUUCUUUAGUACCCGGCUUCAUCACACCCACUAAAUUAUUCUUUACCCAGUUCUCACGCCCACUAAUAUUUCUAGAUGACUUCAUAGCCCACAAAAUUUUUUCUAGUACCUAGCUUUUCACACCCCCUAAUUUUUUUACUGAGUUCAUCCGCCCACUAAUUCUUUUAUACCUGAGCUUCUCCGCCCCCUAAUUUUUCAGUCCUAGCCUUUAUCCCCCCACUAAUAUUAUUUAUUACUAGCUUCAUACCCCACUAAUCUUCUUCUAGUACCGAGCUUAUCACGCCCACAAACCUUUCCUCCCCCUUCUAGCCCGGGCUUGGGCGCCCCCAACAUGGGGAAGGGGCCCGUGCGGCGGCACGGCCGCCAGGCUAACAGCAGUGAACAACGGGCAUGGUGGCGAGUGGAGGGAAAAGGGACCGGGUGCUGAAGCUCUGGAGGCCCGGGACCUCAUUGAUUUUGGGAUGAUCCCGGAGUUCGUGGGGCGUCUGCCAGUGGUGGUGCCUCUGCACAGUCUGGAUGAAGAGACGCUGGUCCGCAUCCUGACAGAACCGCGCAACGCCGUCAUACCCCAGUACCAGGCCCUGUUCAGCAUGGACAAGGUAAUUAGUAGUAGUAGUUAAGGCUGUAUAACUUUACGGAUGAAGACAGUCAUGAAACUAAACUAAAGGGAAAGGGAAAUAACUGUCACAACCGUUACAAAAGUAUUUGGACACCCCUUCUAAUUAGUGGAUUCGGCAGGUGUAUAAAAUCGAGCACACAGCCAUGCAAUCUCCAUAAACAUUGGCAGUAGAAUGGCCCGUACUGAAGAGCUCAGUGACUUUCAACGUGGCACCGUCAUACAAUGCCAAGUGCUGAAGUGCGUAGCGCGCAAAAAUAUUCUGUCCUCGGUUGCAACACUCACUACCGAGUUCCAAACUGCCUCUGGAAGCAACGUCAGCACAAUAACUGUUCAUCGGGAUCUUACGCACACAAGCCUAAGAUCACCAUGCACAAUGCCAAGCGUUGGCUGGAGUGGUGUAAAGCUCGCCGCUAUUGGACUCUGGAGCAGUGGAAACGCGUUCUCUGGAGUGAUGAAUCACGCUUCACCAUCUGGCAGUCCGACGGACAAAUCUGGCUUUGGGCAAAUGCCAAGAGAACGCUACCUGCCCGAAUGCAUAGUACAAAAUGUCAAGUUUGGUGGAGGCCUGGGGCUGUUUUUCAUGGUUCAGAUGUGGGCCCCUUAGUUCCAGUGAAGGGAAAUCUUAACGCUACAGCAUACAAUGACAUUCUAGACGAUUCUGUGCUUCCAACUUUGUUGCCACAGUUUGGGGAAGGCACUUUCCUGUUUCAGCAUGACAAUGCCGCCGUGGACAAAGCGAGGACCAUACAGAAAUGGUUUGUCGAGAUCGGUGUGGAAGAACUUUACUGGCCUGCACAGAGCCCUGAUCAUCGAACACCUUUGGGAUGAAUUGGAACGCCGACUGCGAGCCAGGCCUAAUCGCCCCCAACAUCAGUGCCCGACUUCUAAUGCUGUUGUGGCUGAAUGGAAGCAAUUCCCCGCAGCAAUGUUCCAACAUCUAGUGGAAAGCCUUCCCAGAAGAGUAGAGGCUGUUAUAGCAGCAACGGGGGGGAACCAACUCCAUAUUAAUGCCCAUGAUUUUGGAAUGAGAUGUUUGAUGAGCAGCUGUCCACAUACUUCUGGUCAUGUAGUGUGUAUAUAUGCAGUGCAUUCAGAAAGUAUUCAGACCCCUUGACUUUUUCCACAUUUGGUUACGUUACAGCCUUAUUCUAAAAUUGAUUAGAUUGUUUUUUUCCCUCAUCAAUCUACACACAAUAUCCCAUAAUGACAAAGCAAAAAAAACAGGUUUUUAGAAAUGUUUGCAAAUAUAUUAAAAAUAAACUAUCAUAUUUACAAAAGUAAUCAGAACCUUUACUCAGUACUUUGUUGAAGCACCUUUGGCAGUGAUUACAGCCUUGAGUCUUCUUGGGUAUGACGCUACAAGCUUGGCACACCUGUAUUUGGGUAGUUUCUCCCAUUCUUCUCUGCAGAUCCUCUCAAGCUCUGUCAGGUUGGAUGGGGAGCGUCGCUGCACAGCUAUUUUCAGGUCUCUCCAGAGAUGUUAGAUCGGGUUUAAGUCAGGCUAAUCAAGGACAUUCAGAGACUCGUCCCGAAGCCUCUCCUGCAUUAUCUUGGCUGUGUGCUUAGGGUGGAGGUUUUCAUCAAAGAUCUCUCUGUACUUUGCUCCGUUCAUCUUUCCCUAGAUCCUGAGUAGUCUCCCAGUCCCUGCUGCUGAAAAACAUCCCCUCAGAAUGAUGCUGCCACCUCCAUGCUUCACCGUAGGGAUGGUGCCAGGUUUCCUCCAUACGUGAUGUUUGGCAUUUAGGCCAAAGAGUUCAAUUUUGGUUUCAUCAGACCAGAGAAUCUUGUUUCUCAUGGUCUGAGAGUCCUUUAGGUGCCUUUUGGCAAACUCCAAGCGGGCUGUCAUGUGCCUUUUACUGAGGAGUGGCUUCCGUCUGGCCACUCUACCAUAAAGGCCUGAUUGGUGGAGUGCUGCUGAGAUGGUUGUCCUUCUGGAAGUUUCUCCCAUCUCCACAGAGGAGCUCUGUCAGAGUUACCAUCGGGUUCUUGGUCACCUCCCUGACCAAGGCCCUUCUCCCCCGAUUGCUCAGUUUGGCCGGGCGGUCAGCUCUAGGAAGAGUCUUGGUGGUUCCAAACUUCUUCCAUUUAAGAAUGAUGGAGGCCACUGUGUUCUUGGGGACCUUCAAUGCUGUAGACAUUUUUUGGUACCCUUUCCCAGAUCUGUGCCUCUACACAAUUCUGUCUCAGAGCUCUACGGACAAUUCCUUCGACCUCAUGGCUUGGUUUUUGCUCUGACAUGCACUGUCAACUGUGGGACCUUAUAUAGACAGGUGUGUGCCUUUCCAAAUCAUGUCCAAUCAAUUGAAUUGACCACAGGUGGACUCCAAUCAAGUUGUAGAAACAUCUCAAGGAUGAUCAAUGGAAACAGGAUGCACCUGAGCUCAAUUUCAAGUCUCAUAGCAAACGGUCUGAAUAGUUAUGCAAAUAAGGUAUUUCCAUUUCUUAUUUCUAAUACAUUUGCACACAAAAAAUAACCUGUUUUCGCUUUGUCAUUAUGGGGUAUUGUGUGUAGAUUGAGGAAAAACAAAUAAUUUAAUCAAUUUUAGAAUAAGGCUGUAACGUAACAAAAUAUGUAAAAAGUCAAGGGGUCUGAAUACUUUCUGAAUGCACUGUAGGUGGUGGUGGUAGUAGUAGUAAUGGUAGUAGUAAUAGUAGUUAUUAGUAGUAGUAGUAGUAGUUAGUAGUGGUAGUAAUGCUGUGGUGCCCCAGUACCAGGCCCUGUUCAGCACGGACAAGGUUGUUAGUAGUAGUAGUAGUAGUAGUAGUAGUAGUAGUAGUAGUAGAAGGAGGAGGUGGUAAUGGAUAGUAGUAGUAGUAGUAGUAGUAGUAGUAGUAGUAGUAGGAGGUAAUGGAUUGUAGUAGUAGUAGUAGUAGUAGUAGUAGUAGUAGUAGUAGUAGGAGGUAAUGGAUUGUAGUAGUAGUAGUGGUAUUAGUAGAUAGUAGUAGUUAGGAGUUUUAGUAGUAGUAGGUAGUAAUAAUAGAAGUAAGUAGUAGUUAUUAGUACCAGUAGUAGUAGUAGCAGGUUUAGUUAGUAAUCGUGAUGGUAGUAGUAAUAGAAGUUAGUAGUAAUAGAAGUUAGUAGUAAUAGUGUGUGUGUGUGUGUGUGUGUGUGUAUAUAUAUAUAUAGAGUAUUAUAGUAGUUAGUACAGUCGUGGUCAAAAGUUUUGAGAAUGACACAAAUACUAAUUUUCACAAAGUCUGCUGCCUCAGUUUUGAUGAUGCCAAUUUGCAUAUACUCCAGAAUGUCAUGAAGAGUGAUCAGAUGAAUUGCAAUUAAUUGCAAAGUCGCUCUUUGCCAUGAAAAUGAACUUAAUCCCCCCCAAAAAACAUUUCCACUGCAUUUCAGCCCUGCCACAAAAGGACCAGCUGCCAUCAUGUCAGUGAUUCUCUCGUUAACACAGGUGAGAGUGUUGACGAGGACAAGGCUGGAGAUCACUCUGUCAUGCUGAUUGAGUUAGAAUAACAGACUGGAAGCUUUAAAAGGAGGGUGGUGCUUGAAAUCAUUGUUCUUCCUCUGUUAACCAUGGUUACCUACAAGGAAACACGUGCCAUCAUCAUUGCUUUGCACAAAAAGGGCUUCACAGGCAAGGAUAUUGCUGCUAGUAAGAUUGCACGUAAAUCAACCAUUUAUCGGAUCAUCAAGAACUUCAAGGAGAGAUGUUCAAUUGUUGUGAAGAAGGCGUCAGGGCACCCAAGAAAGUCCAGCAAGCGCCAGGACCAUCUCCUAAAGUUGAUUCAGCUGCAGGAUUGGGGCACCACCAGUGCAGAGCUUGCUCAGGAAUGGCAACAGGCAGGUGUGAGUGCAUCUGCACGCACAGUGAGGCGAAGACUUUUGGAGGAUGGCCUGGUGUCAGAAGGGCAGCAAGAAGCCUUCUCCAGAAAAACAUCAGGCCACAUUCUGCAAAAGGUACAGGGAUUGGACUGCUGAGGACUGGGGUAAAGUCAUUUUCUCUGAUGAAUCCCCUUUCCGAUUGUUUGGGGCAUCUGGAAAACACCUUGUCCGGAGAAGAAAAGGUGAGCGCUACCAUCAGUCCUGUGUCAUGCCAACAGUAAAGCAUCCUGAGACCAUUCAUGUGUGGGUUGCUUCUCAGCCAAGGGAGUGGGCUCACUCACAAUUUUGCCUAAGAACACAGCCAUGAAUAAAGAAUGGAACCAACACAUCCUCCGAGAGCAACUUCUCCCAACCAUCCAAGAACAGUUUGGUGACGAACAAUGCCUUUUCCAGCAUGAUGGAGCACCUUGCCAUAAGGCAAAAGUGAUAACUAAGUGGCUCGGGGAACAAAACAUCAACAUUUUGGGUCCAUGGCCAGGAAACUCCCCAGACCUUAAUCCCAUUGAGAAUUUGUGGUCAAUCCUCAAGAGGCGGUUGGACAAACAAAAACCCACAAAUUCUGACAAACUCCUAGCAUUGAUUAUGCAAGAAUGGGCUGCCAUCAGUCAGGAUGUGGCCCAGAAGUUAAUUGACAGCAUGCCAGGGUGGAUUGCAGAGGUCUUGAAAAAGAAGGGUCAACACUGCAAAUAUUGACUCGUUGCAUAAACUUAAUGUAAUUAUACUUCAGUAUAACAUGGUAACAUCUGACAAAAAUACCUCAUAACACUGAAGUAGUAGUAGUAAGUUAGUAGUAGGUAGUAGUAGUAGUAAUAUAAGUUAGUAGUAGUAGUAGUAGUAGUAGUAGUAGUAGUAGUAGUAGUAGUAGUAGUAGUAGUAGAGUAGUAGUAGUAGUAGUAGUAGUAGUAGUAGUAGUAGUAGUAGUAGUAGUAGUUAGUAGUAGUAGUAGUAGUAGCAGUAGUAGUAGUAGUAGUAGUAGUAGUAGUAGUAGUAGUAGAGUAGUAGUGUAAGUAGUAGUAGUAGUAGUAGUAGUUAGUAGUAGUAGUAGUAAGUAGUAGUAUCAGCUAUAGUAGUAGUAGUAGUAGUAGUAGUAUAGUAGUGGUAGUAGUAGUAGUAGUAGUAGUUAGUAGUAGUGUAGUAGUUAGUAGUAUUUAGCAGCAGCAGUCCCAGUACCAGCCCCGGUUCAGCAUGGACAAGAUGAGGAAGGAAAGGCCUUCUUUCUCGGGGCUGGAACCACAUCUCCCCUGCUGAGAAUCUAUUGGCUACCUACAGCUGGCUACAUAGCAAACACAAACUACACAGAUAAUAUUGUCAGUAUCAAGGAUGUGUUUUUGUCUUGUUUAGUCUAGUUCGGCAGGUAGCCUAGCGGUUAGUGCGUUGGACCCGUAACUGAAAGGUCGCUGGUUCGAAUACCCGAGCUGACAAGGUGAAAUGUAUGCCGAUGUACCCUUGAGCAAGGCACUUAACCCUAAUUUGCUCCAGGGACGCCGGACUACUAUGGCUGACCCUGUAAAACAACACAUUUCACUGCACCUAUCCAGUGUGUGUGACAAUAAAACAGCAUUUUUUUUUUUUUUGUCUUUGGAUGUGCAUUUCACAUUCACUCUGCCUGUGUCUCAGUUCCUGUUUUAACCUGGGUGUUCCUCUCUCUCUCUGUGAUUUGCGUUCCAGUGUGAACUGAAUGUAACCACAGAUGCACUGAGGGCCAUCGCCAGGCUGGCUCUGGAGAGGAAGACAGGAGCCCGUGGCCUGAGGUCCAUCAUGGUCAGUCAAUACAAGAAUUAUGCACAAUAACGUACUCAAUUCCCAUAAGUUCAGUAUUUGAGUCUCAUCAAAAGUCACAAUAUACACACAAUGGCUUCAAUUGCUGAUGGUAAAUUGAAGUGAUAUUUCUAUUAUGGUGAGUGACUUCUGCGACGAUGUAGUGAAGGCGAAAUUAAUUAUUUCAUAUCCAUGUCCUGUUUCAGUUUGCUGUGUGAAAUCUCUCUCUUUUUAAUACAGGAGAAGCUUCUUCUGGAGCCAAUGUUUGAGGUACCGUGUUCAGACAUCAUGGCUGUAGAGGUAACGGAGGACGUGGUCCAGGGUAAAUCAGAACCACAAUACGUCAGGUUAGUCGGCACCUGUUUGGUUCUUAUUAUCACGUCUCAAAUCUUAUUAUAGAAUGGCAAGUGUUUGUCUUAGGCUGUAAACAGAGAAACCCACUAAGAACAUAGGGGGGAAACAGAAAUAAGAAUGCCUGGUUAAAGAAGAGCUAAAUACCAACUCUUAUCAGUCAUACAGGUCCUAGGUCUGAAACCUGUUGGUUUCAUCAUGCCAGAGGUAUGUUAAGAACAGAACACAGUUCUGAAACCCCAUGUAAUGUUCCCAAGUGAAAACACUUCUCAACAGACCGUACCUUGGCUCCCCUACCGCCUAUACUGACAUUUUAUAUUUUAGUCAUUUAGCAGUCGCUCUUAUCCAGAGCGACUUUCAUACAUUUUUCAUACUGGUUCGCGGUGGGAAUCGAACCCAAAACCCUGGCGUUGCAAGCGCCAUGCUCUACCAACUGAGCCACACAUGACCUAUAUAACUAACCCUACCACUAAUACUGACCCUUCUCUCUCGCUCUCGCUCUCUCUCUCUCUCUCUCUCUCUUUCCUCCUCUCUCUUCUCCCUCUCUCUAUCUCCUCUCUCCAUCUCUCUCUCUCUCUCUCUCUCUCUCUGUCUCUCUCUCCUCUCUCUCUCUCUCCUCUCUCUCUCUGUCUCUGUCUGGCUCGUCUGUCUCUCCUCUCUCCUCUCUCUCUCUGUAUCUGUCUCUCUUCGUCUGUCCUCUGCUCUCUGUCUCUCUCCUCUGUCUCUCCUCUCUCUGUCUCUCUCUUCCUCUCUCUCUUGUCUCUCUCUCUGUCCUCUCUCUCUCUUCUCUCUCGUCUCUCUCUCUCGCUCUGUCUCGUCCUGUCUCUGUCUCUGGUCUCUGUCUUGUCUCUCUCCUCUCUCGUCUCUCUCUCUCUCUCUCUCUCUCUGUCUCUCUCUUCCGUCCUCUCUGUCUCUUCUCUGUCCUCUGUCUCUGUUCUGUCUCUGUCUCGGUCCUCUGUCUCUCUCUCUCGGUCUCUGUCUCUGUCUCUGUCUCGGUCUCUGUCUCUGUCUCGUCUCUGUCUCUGUCUCUCCUGUCUCGUCUCUCUCUCUCUAUCUCUCUCCUCUCUCUCUCUGCAUAACUAACCCUACCACUAAUACUGAACCUCCUCUCUCAAUUCAAUUUAAGGGCUUUAUUGGCAUGGGAAACGUAUGUUAACAUUGCCAAAGCAAGUGAAAUAGAUAAUAAACAAAAGUGAAAUAAACAAUAAAUAUUAACAGUAAACAUUACACUCAGAAGUUCCAAAAGAAUAAAGACAUUUCAAAUGUCAUAUUAUGUCUAUAUACAGUGUUGUAACAAUGUGCAAAUAGUUAAAGUAAAAAAGUCUGGGUUCCUGCUCUUUAGUCCAAAGGCAGAUGACCUCAGGCCUUGGAUAUUCCAGGAUGAGAUAGUGAAUGAUUUGUGUUCCAUAAAGUGUCUAAUGUUGUUGGUCGUGUGGUUUGGCCUCAGGCCAGUAAUUGUGAGCAGAGCCUGCUGAGCAUCUGGUACAUGCCAUUGGCUUGGGCUAGUGUAAGAGUGGGGUGUUGGGCCUGUUUGCCUGCUCACGGCCUGGGCGUAUGUGUGACUUUCAUUUUGAGGCGCUCUUUGUGGGAGUGGGGGGCCUGGGGUGGGUAGGAGGGGCAUAGGUCUGAUCUGAGGGGGCCUAAAUGGGGUGUGGGUUGACUUGGGGAGGUGUUAAUUGGUUGGGGUGUGGAUGUGGCUGGUGGUGCUGUGGUCUGGAUGUAGGUCCUCUCGGCGGGGGUCCUCUAUGUGUAGGUCCGGGUGGGGGUCCUGCAGGUCUGGGAGAGAGUCUCGCUGGUCUGGGCGGGGUGUCUGUUGAUCUGUUGAUCUGUUGCUCCUGUGUGAGGUGUUGGGUCUGCGGUUGAGGGAGAUAUCCUUUAGGGUCCGGGCGAAGGUGGGCACUGCUGCCUUGUAUAGGUGGAUCUGGUCCUAAAGGCUGUUCUCGUCCAGGGUGGAGUGGUGGGCCAGGUAGACAUUUGGUUUUGAGGCACAGUCACGGGAAAUACUUGCGUUUACCCGCUGUAUGGUAGCAGGGUGGAAGUCUUUUCGUGGUAGCAGGGUUGAGAUAACCACUUGUGCGUUGGGGAAAGUAGAAGAAGCUUUUUCUAUCACUCCCUUGAGUGAUGUGGCCACCUUUUCCUGCUGUGUUCUCAGGUCGUUUGUGCCUGUGUGUAUUAUUAUGUGGCUGGGUGAUCCUAGUCGGUCCUCAGACAGAAGGUCUAGGGCGCGCUGGGUGUUGGGACACCAGAGUUUAGACACUGUGUGUUUGGGAAAAAGUUUAUUUUAUUUUAUGUAUUUCCCGUUUGAGUCCAUAAGUAGUACAAUCUGUGGCUUGUGUAUGUCCUCAGUGGGUGUGGGGGGGUCGUCAGGAGGGAUAUCAGGGUGUCUGAUUGGGGGGUUGCUCAGAGGGAGUGGGAUCCCCUGGGCUUGGGGUUCUUCAUUUGUUUGUCUGGCUGUGAUGUUCGAGGCUAUGGUCAGGGUCUAGGGUGUACUGUUCUGCUGUGGUGUUGAGACUUUUGUCAGGAUCUGAGGUGGGCUGUUCUGCUGGCUUCUCUGCGGGGGUGGCCAGCUCUCUAAUGGGUUGUUCUCUGUCACCCGUCAUCGUUCUCACCUUCUCCUCCAGCACUCUGAUCCUCUCCUCUAGUGCUCUGUUCUUCUCCUGCUCCUGCUCUUUCUCCUGUUGAUGUUGUCUCACCACAGUCCAGAGUGCAGACAUGUCUCUCUCUACCUGCAGCUCUCCAGGUCUAGUUGAGGGGGUGUUGUUGUGCUGGACUGUUGUCUGGGUCUGUGCUGACUGGAGUGUGUUCACCUGCUGUUCCAGCUCCACCUGCCUUACCUCCAGCUGGGUGAAUUUAUCCUUCAUUUCAAUGAGGGAGUAGUACUCUGUGCUGGGAGGUUGACUUUCCGCUUGGGGUUGCUCGUCUGUGGGGUUAUUCAAUGAAGAGGUCUGGCCUGACCCGCUCGGGGUGGGGGUAUCUUUCUCAAGAGAGAGCUUCUACCACUAAUACUGAAUCUUCUCUCUCUCUCUCUCUGUCUCUCUCUCUCUCUGUCUCUCUCUCUGUCUCUAUCUCUCUCUCUGUCUGUGUCUGUCUGUCUGUCUGUUGCUCUCGCUCUCACUCUCACUCUCACUCUCGCUCUCGCUCUCGCUCUCGCUCUCACUCUCACUCUCACUCUGCGCGUAACUAACCCUACCACUAAUACUGACCCUCCUCUCUCUUAGUACUCUGCAUAACUAACACUAAGAACUAAAAUGCGAUGUAAAUAUAUUUUCCAGGGCGCCAGAGAAGGAGUCAGCAGAGGAGGACUAUGACUCUGGUAUUGAAGAGGAGAACUGGCCCAGACAGGUGGACGCAGCAGCCAACAACUGAUCUAGAAUCAUUAGAACACCUAAAACAUUUCCUGGAAUUCCUGCACCUGAGACAUCUAAACAGACCUCCCAUCAGACUGUAUAGGCCAGUACUAAAACAACAACACGAUAAAAAACCCUUUUCUCUGAGGAAGUGUUUUUUCAUAAUGAACAACACGGAUUUGAGCUCUAGAAGUACUUUUUUUGUCCUGUGAAUUGGACAGUAGGCUAAUUCUUUAAGUUAGAAAUUAAGGUGGACCUGCUAUAUUGUAUAUAUUUACAAUUGUUGGGGUAGAUAAUGCAAUUUUUAUUCUUUAAAAGGAUGAUUGUGUUUUCUCUUUUGUUGUGGUGAUGAGAGGUUGAAAUGACAAUGGAAACAAAUAUAACAUGAAUGGGAUCAUAUUGUACACUUAAAGAAAUAGCAACGGCUAGGAAUGUUCCGUUUUAGUAUCUUAAGUGUUACAUAACAAUAUACAACUAAUGCCCUGACUGUCAAUGGCAGACCUGGGUCCAAAUACUAUAUGAAAUCUUUAAUAUGCAGUACCAGUCAAAAGUUUGGACA
Messenger RNA from Coregonus sp. 'balchen', 31233 nucleotides. Lineage: Eukaryota; Metazoa; Chordata; Actinopteri; Salmoniformes; Salmonidae. The record is from the annotation of a GenBank genome assembly.